UGUGGCGUGUGCUUGAGUGCAGUACGCAGUAAAGCUCCCGGCAACAUUGCUUUUCUCAUCUGGCAGACAUGAACAACACUACGGACAAUGGACAAGAGCCAGAGCUGGCCUAUGCUCUGGUCUUUGGCUCUAUCUUGGUAAUAGGUCUGCCUCUCAAUGCUUUCUCCCUGUGGACUCUGCUAAGACACCACAGCCUCAAAUCCCCCAGUGCCAUCUACAUGGUCAACCUGGCCAUCUCUGAUCUGCUGCUCGUCAUCUCCCUCCCCAUGAGGGUCUAUUUUUAUGCCACAGGCACCUGGCCUCUGGGUAAAGAGGCAUGUAUCGGGAUCACAAUGCUCUUUCUUGACAACAUCCGCUCUAGUGCCAUCUUCAUCACCCUCAUCAGCGUGGACCGACUGCUGGCUGUGGUUUAUCCUCUGAGGUCACGGCAUCUUCGAACCGUUUGCAACACCUGGAAAGCUGUUGUGCUCGUCUGGCUGUUUGUGGGAGUGCUGAACAUCACAGAGAGAGUGUACCUUUCAACAAUCUUAAAAAGCUUCGAUGGAGCCAGCUGUUUUGAAUUUCCUCACCAUCGUACUCGUAGAUCACCAAUGGCUUAUGUAGAGUCUGCAUUAGGGCUCACCUUGCUGGCAGUCAAUAUUGUGUGCACCACUUCGGUUUCUUGGACUCUACACAAACAUCUCAGUGAUUUUGCAAGGGUCAACAGCAAGGUGAAUGUCAUGCUACUUUUUGUCAUGAGUUUGGUUAUAUUCGUUGUAUGUUUCUUGCCUCCGUCGAUUGCUUUAUUAGUUAUGGGGAGACCUUUGACUACGCCUUACAUAUGUGUGGCUAGUGCGAACUGCUGUAUGGAUCCACUGUUGUAUUACUUUUCUCUGGAUGCCUUCUGGAAGAAAAAAGAGGAUGCAGAUCUCGCAAUGGAGCCAUAGACAAGGACAUGCUAUUUUCAUGGGAAGACAUAAUAGCUUCUUGGAUGCUCAUUUGACUUUGUGAGUUUGAUGGUAAGAUGGAUUUUAUGUAUAAAAAAUCUCUUUAAUAAAAUAUUUUUGAUAUCUAGUAAAAGACGGAGAAAAGUGUUAUGAUACAGUCUAAUGUCUAAUGUACAGCUAUCACAUUUAAUUCAUGCUUAGAGUCUGUAACAUCACAGAUUCAUGCCCAGAAAGACAGAGGGCAGUUUAGGAGAAAUUGUGACCUUUUUUUUUUGGCGUUUUGCAAAAACAUUUAUUUGCUUUGCUGCUGAUAGUUAGAUAAGAAGACUGAUACCACUCACAUGUCUGUAUGGCAAUAUGAAUCUAGAGCCAGAGAUGUUUAGUUUAGCUUUAAGACUGGAAACAUCUAGCCAGCUGGCUCUGUUUGAAGGUAAAUCCUAAGUUUAAAAAUGAUACAAAUACUUUAGCAUUUGAGAAAAUGUGCUUAUUUGCUUUUGUGCUCAAAAUGAGAUGGAUAGACAGAUAAACUCUCUGACCAGAUUAAAAUGCAAAAUCUACUUGGAAUGCAACAUUUUCUUUUGUUUUCACAAACAUACACAUAAAACAUGUGUUUAUAGGUAAACAUAUACGAGACAUAUGAGAUAUGUAGGUAUAUAUUUAUGUCUAUAUAUAUAUAUGUAUACUGUAUAAAUAGUUUUCUAUUUUGCUUACUAAUUUAAUGACCUAUUUUGCUCUGUUGACAACCGUCAUUCUACUGCAGGAAGUUUAAUUAAAACAAGCAAUUUGAAUGAAUUUUGAGCAGAUUAUUUUCUGUAAAUUUUGCAUCUGGAAUGUCUGGAAUGUCGAUUGUCUGUCUGUAUGAUGUAUUUUUUUAUGACAAUUAUACAUACCUAAAAGGGUUCUCUUUUGACAAGUUUGGUGCUUUCUUCUCUGUGACACUUGUCCAUUGUUUUAUUAGCUCUUUGGUAAGUUUAACUGCAUACUUUUCUUAUGCUAGAGUAAAGGUUCUAUUAGUAUAACUUGUGUUCAGGUCUUCACUGUGCCUUUGUCCUGUGAGAUUUAUUUUAAGUUAGUGUCUUCAAUAGUAGUGCAACAAUUUUGUUAUUAAAUGAAUU
Epinephelus fuscoguttatus (brown-marbled grouper) is the source of this 2041-nucleotide messenger RNA. Its product is annotated as lysophosphatidic acid receptor 6-like. Gene Ontology annotation, cellular component: membrane. Gene Ontology annotation, molecular function: lysophosphatidic acid receptor activity. NCBI's taxonomy places the organism in Eukaryota, Metazoa, Chordata, Actinopteri, Perciformes, Serranidae. Bases 69 to 926 code for a protein of 285 amino acids. Gene Ontology annotation, biological process: phospholipase C-activating G protein-coupled receptor signaling pathway; positive regulation of Rho protein signal transduction. The record is from RefSeq and is a predicted model, not a curated record. The transcript has a single exon.